Messenger RNA from Fraxinus pennsylvanica, 852 nucleotides. NCBI's taxonomy places the organism in Eukaryota, Viridiplantae, Streptophyta, Magnoliopsida, Lamiales, Oleaceae. The record is from the annotation of a GenBank genome assembly.
AUGAUCGUCGCUGCAGGACUCAGAUUGACGGUGGCGGGGUUCGGUGAUGGUGGGUUUUUGCCCGAUGGUGGUGCGAUGAUCCGUCGGAGCUACGGCACCGUGUUAGGGCUCCAACCCUGGCUACGUCUGGCCAAUAAUCGAAAGUGGCAGUGGCUAUGGUAUUUUUUAAUUCAAUUUUUUAGUGGUGGUUGCGUUGUGGUGGCGGAUCUGCGCGGUUGUGACGAUGGUGGUGGAUCUGGUGGGUUGGGAUGCGGUGGUGGUUUUGGCUGCGGGGGUUUCGACGGUCCCCGAAGCGGUUUCUUGGCCGGAAGUUGUUGUAAACGACGUCUCAUUCCAACCAUACUCUGCGUUGACGGAAUGAUGUCUCCAAUAUACAAGAAAUACGACAGUGCAGAUUAUUUUGACUAUGAAUUUGAUUGCCAGGCAGAUUUAAACAGGUAUUUUCUGGAAGAAGCAAAGAGGACUGAAUGCCAAGGGAAUUUAAAGACUGAACCUAUUGAAAAAGUGGGAAUUAAGGGACAAUUAGAUGGGGAGAAAAAGAACAGAAAAUCAUGGAAAAAUUCCCUGUUUUCCUGGUUGAAACCCGACAAGAAGAACAAGUCCGUCGUGCAGCAAUCUCCAAGAAAGGGCACCAUCGAUUCUGAGCUGAGGCGAGGUCCUUUCUCGGGUCCAGUUCAUGCAAUUGAAGGUGGCGGCAUUACUGGCACACCCCAGAAGCCAACAUCGGGACACAUCACCAGUCUUUUUAGCUCAAGCAAGAGAGUCGAGGACGAGGUGCCCUAUGUGUCUCUUGGCCAGCUUAACAAUGCUCAAGAUGUUCAAUCUUAUGGACCUGUUUACUUGGUGACUUAG